Messenger RNA from Bicyclus anynana (squinting bush brown), 2249 nucleotides. It is a transcript of the gene DnaJ-16, whose product is annotated as dnaJ homolog subfamily C member 21. Bases 282 to 2087 code for a protein of 601 amino acids. Gene Ontology annotation, molecular function: zinc ion binding; nucleic acid binding. The transcript has 7 exons. Lineage: Eukaryota; Metazoa; Arthropoda; Insecta; Lepidoptera; Nymphalidae. The record is from RefSeq and is a predicted model, not a curated record. Gene Ontology annotation, cellular component: cytoplasm.
UUUUGAGCAAAAAAAAAACGAGCAUGGACGUCGUGUGAAAAGACAUCGAUCAUUAUUUUCAAAAUAAUUUAUGUACCUCUAAUAUAAUUUAGUUAGGCUUGUUUAUCGUAAACAAUUAAGUUCCUAUUAUUUACUCGUGUAAAAAAAAAUAUGUGUUUUUAAUUUGUCUUUUCCUAUGUAUUCUAAAAACCGCUUGUCAGGUUAUAUUAAAAUUUCGCGACUGCAGUACAAAAUCGUAUUAUAAGUCGUCGAAAUUAUAGUGAAAGUGGGUUUAAUAUGGUAUGAAAAUGAAGUGCCAUUACGAAGUUUUGUGUGUGACGAGGGAAGCCAGUGCUUCGGAAAUAAAGAAAGCCUAUAGAAAACUCGCACUGCAGUGGCACCCUGAUAAAAAUUUAGAGAACUUGCAAGAAGCUAAAGAGCAUUUUCAACUAGUGCAAAAUGCAUAUGAAGUGCUAUCAGAUCCCCAAGAGAGAGCAUGGUAUGACAACCAUAGAGAGCAACUGCUGCGCGGGGCGGGCAGUUCCUACAAUGAUGACAGUCUUGAUGUUUAUCCCUACUUCACUCCGUCCUGCUACAAAGGGUUUGGUGACAAUCCACAAAGCUUCUAUGGAGUUUACUCUGAGGUAUUCUCCAAAUUGGCUUCUGAGGAAACAGAUUUCCUUGAUGACCCAGAAGAUGUUACCAAAAUACCCAAGUUUGGAAACUCCUCUACACCUUAUGAAGAAGUACAUGAAUUCUAUGCUUAUUGGAUGUCAUUUUCGACUAAUAAAAGUUACGUUUGGCUAGAUCAAUAUGAAAUAUCCCAAGGCGACAACCGUCGUAUUAUCAAGUUAAUGGAAAAAGAAAACAAUAAGAUAAGGCAGAAGGCGCGCAAGGAAAGAAACGAGGAGAUUAGGAGACUGGUGAGCUUCGUACGCAGGAAGGACAAGCGGGUCAUCGAGCACACCAAACAGCUGCAAGAGAAAGCUGAGGAAAAUAAAAAGAAGGCAGAACAUUUACGUAGAGAGAGGAUAAUUCAAAGGCAAAAAGAAAUAGAAGAGGCGAAGAAGAAAGAAGGGGAGUCAUCUUUCCUGCAAAGUGAGGAAUAUCAGAAGAAACUCAGUGAAAUUGAAUCUCUAUUGGCUGAGGAGUUUGGGAUAUCUUCGGAUGAUGACACCAUCAGUGAGGGCGGCAUGGAGAGCAGUAAUGAAGAGAGUUCCAAGACUGAGGAGGUGAGCGAGACAUCUAGAGCAACGAAAUCAUCGUCCAAAAAUAAAUCUGCAAUGAAAAACCUCUAUUGCUCCGCUUGCAAUAAACUGUUUAAAAAUGUGAAGUCAUUUGAAAAUCAUGAGAACAGUAGGAAACACAAGGAAAAUGUUGCCAACAUGACUUUAGAUGAUGAUAUUGAAAUAUCGGAGCCGGAAAACAAUGAUGCUGUACAAGAGAGUCCCAAUAAGAGUAAAGGGGAACAGGUGAAUGGACAAACAGAGGAAGAAUGUGGCAAUUCCACUUCAGAUAUUGAGGACAAUGAUAUAAGGGAGACUUUGAGUGAUGAUUCUGAUCAAAUACAGGCUUUACCCAAGAGUCACAAGAAAAAGAAAAAUAAGAAAAAAGCAUUUAUCCCCAUGCCCGAGAGUGAAGGGAAUGAUAGUCAUGAUGAGAUGAGUUUUAAUGAAAUCGAAGGACCGUCUCGGUGCAGAAAGGCCAAAAAAUUCAACAUGCUCAAGAGUCAAAUUCAGGCUAAGAAAGAAGCUGAUCUCAAAAAAGGAUCUCAAUCACAGACUUCUACAGAAAACCUGUACGAAGUAUCUAGUACAACACCUACGGAUGAUGCGUUAGGUGAUACAGCAUUCCCUAGAGACAGACCUGCUUUACCCAAAACUCAAAGAAAUGUCAAGGUAAAGAAGCUAGUCGAAAGGAAGCCGGUACGAACAAAAGCUAGUGAAACCGAAGACUCCAGUAGUGCAUUGAAUCUUAGAUGUGUUAUUUGCCUAUCGGAUUUCCCAUCAAAAAAUAAAUUGUUUGAACAUUUAAAAAAGACAGGCCAUUCGGUACCACUUCCCCAAACUAGCUUCACACAAAAGAAAGGUAAGAAAGGUAAUAGGUAAAAUGUGCAAUGAAAUUUUAGAUAGGAAGAGAAGUAUUAAUUUAUCCAUUAUGAGAAAUCAAAAUAUCACAUGAGAUCCUAACAAACUGUAAAGUGACUUUAUCAAUCUAUUUAUUAAAAUUAUGAAUUAUUAUCAUCACUCAAUAAAGUAUGCCUAAUGAAA